AUGCAACUAGUUCCCAUAGUAUUGAACUCCCAGACUGUUUCUGGGAUUACAGGUUCCAUUUCUAUUGCAUGUUGGAUCAUCGUUUUCGUUCCACAGAUUUAUGAAAACUUCUAUAGGAAGUCGGCAGAAGGUCUUUCGCUUAUGUUUGUGGUGCUAUGGCUUGCUGGUGAUAUUUUCAACUUACUUGGCGCUAUGCUUCAGCAUUUACUACCCACUAUGAUCAUUUUGGCAGCAUAUUAUACUGCUGCUGAUAUAAUUCUUUUGAUUCAGUGCUUGUUUUACGGUCAAGAUGGACCUGUUGACCCUGUACAUCUAUCACCAGCUAAUCCAAUCAACGAAAACGUCUUACAAGAUGUUUUUCAUGAACGUCAGCCUUUGCUUACCGGACACCAACACAACGAACGUCGUGUUUAUGUGGAGACUUCAUCGACAACAUCUGAAGCCACUGCUCCAAAUGCAGAUAAACCUGAAGACGGGAAAUUGAGGGAGCAAUUGCUCAAUAUCAUUAUUGUUUCAUCCGUUAUCUUGGCUGGCUUCUUUUCAUGGUACAUUUCCUAUAUCAAGAAUCCUCAUCAAAGCAACCCUGAAUUGGACCUUCACAUGAAUUGGCUGGCUCAAUCAUUCGGAUAUCUUUCUGCCGUGCUAUACCUAGGUUCAAGAAUCCCUCAAAUUCUGCUCAACUAUCAGAGAAAAUCAUGUGAAGGGGUGUCUUUCUUAUUCUUCCUUUUUGCAUGCUUGGGUAACACUACUUUUAUCAUUUCUGUUUUGAGUAUAUCAUUCGCCCCACGUUAUUUAUUAGUCAACGCUUCUUGGUUAAUUGGAAGUUCGGGUACUUUAAUCAUGGAUUUCAUUAUUUUCGCGCAAUUCUUCGUCUACAAUAAGGAUACUCAACCAUCAGCAGAUGAUCUAUUGACAGUAUGA
Kluyveromyces lactis is the source of this 921-nucleotide messenger RNA. It is a transcript of the gene YPQ1, whose product is annotated as cationic amino acid transporter. NCBI's taxonomy places the organism in Eukaryota, Fungi, Ascomycota, Saccharomycetes, Saccharomycetales, Saccharomycetaceae. Bases 1 to 921 code for a protein of 306 amino acids. The record is from RefSeq and is a predicted model, not a curated record. The transcript has a single exon. Gene Ontology annotation, biological process: basic amino acid transmembrane export from vacuole. Gene Ontology annotation, cellular component: fungal-type vacuole membrane.